Raphanus sativus (radish) is the source of this 1141-nucleotide messenger RNA. RefSeq names its product protein RGF1 INDUCIBLE TRANSCRIPTION FACTOR 1-like. Bases 224 to 943 code for a protein of 239 amino acids. The record is from RefSeq and is a predicted model, not a curated record. Lineage: Eukaryota; Viridiplantae; Streptophyta; Magnoliopsida; Brassicales; Brassicaceae. The transcript is spliced from 4 exons.
AACAUAACACAAAGCCCAUACAUACGUACAUAUAUACAUACGUACAUAUAUACACACAUACACGUAUACAAUACAAUCCACACAUUAUAUAAACAUUUACACUCACUCUUCUUCAUACACUCUCCAACCUAAAAGAAAAAAAAAACACCAGCCCCAAAGCACACAAUCAAACUCAAUCUCUUCUUCAUCUUUUUCCAUCUGGGUCUUGUCAGAUAAAUCUAAAAUGAUGAGAGAAGGUCAUGAGGAGGAACAGAUGAUGAUGAUGGUGGCGAGGAAACCUGCAUGGCUUGAAGGACUAAUGGCAGAAACUUUCUUCUCGAGCUGUGGGAUCCACGAGAGUCGCCGUAAAAGCGAGAAGAACGUCUUUUGCUUGCUCUGUUGUCUCAGUGUUUGUCCGCACUGCCUCUCUUCACAUCGCUCUCAUCCCCUUCUACAGGUGAGACGAUAUGUAUACCACGAUGUCGUUCGGCUGAGUGAUCUUGAGAAGCUCAUAGAUUGUUCAUAUAUUCAGCCAUAUACAAUUAAUGGAGCCAAAGUGAUAUUCAUAAACCAAAGACCACAAUCAAGAGCUAAGGUCUCUUCAAAUGUUUGCUUCACUUGUGAUAGAAUCCUCCAAGAACCCUUCAACUUUUGUUCCCUCUCUUGCAAGGUAGAUUACUUACUAUAUCAAGGAGAUGAUUUAUCAAGCAUUCUCUAUAGAAUCAAUGAAUCGGAUUUCACGUUUUCAAGUUUGAGAAUGGAUGGACACGAUCAGCUCGGAGAGAUAUCAACAAUGGAGGAAGAUACGGACGAUAUUAUGUUAAUGUCAGAUCAGUGGGAGGAGGGUAACAAUAGUAAUAAGGAUAAAAGGAAAAAGAAAAAAGAGACUAAUUACUCGCCUGGGAUUGUUCUUUCACUUGGUAGCAGAAGAAAAGGUGCUCCUCAUAGGGCUCCUUUUUCAUAAUUCAAUAACAAUAAAAUCAUAAGCAAAAAUGCUACUAUAUCUCUAAAAUAAGCAUUAUAUAUAUGUGUGUGUGUGUCGUGUUUCUUUUAUUAGGUAUAUCUUGUAUCAUGGUUUAUUUAUUAAUCUUCUUUUUUUUUCUUUUGCUGUAAUGUGGAAUCACUUUUUACAUUUAUUUAAUAACUAUUGGUUUCUUCAUGA